This is a messenger RNA of Etheostoma cragini (Arkansas darter), 1274 nucleotides long. RefSeq names its product myc target 1b (gene myct1b). The record is from RefSeq and is a predicted model, not a curated record. NCBI's taxonomy places the organism in Eukaryota, Metazoa, Chordata, Actinopteri, Perciformes, Percidae. Gene Ontology annotation, cellular component: nucleoplasm. The transcript has 2 exons. The coding region runs from base 120 to 671 and encodes 183 amino acids.
AGCAAAGUUUCCGCCAAACACAGAGGGAUAAAAGCAAAAAGCCUGUCUUGGAAAAAGCUUGGUGUUCGUCUGUCUGCUCGGAGUCAGUGUGGAAUCUAACACCAGCGUAUGGUGGCGUUAUGGCACAGAAUGAAACACAUCCACUUUUGGAGAUACUAAAGUCUUUUAAUCUUGGCGAUAUGAUUUUAGCCUUCUGUUUAUCGAUGCUUGUGGGCCUGCUGCUGGGUGCUCUGGUGUACGUUCUGUUGACCUGGGCAUCCAGGCGCCAGGCCACCGCCAGGAUCACCAGGCGCUCCAAAAAGAGAUCCGGCACUUCACAUACACCCAUGAGCAACCAGCCGGGCCUUUACAGAAGCACUUUUCUGAGCGUAUACAGACAGCCCUCUCUGGAGCCAGUGGGCCCUCUGGGGAGUAAGCCCGGCGUAGAGACCUCAACCUUCCGCCCAGUGCCCAAGAGAAGCAGGGCUGGUCUGGAGAUGGGAGAGGACACUCUGGUCAUCAUGCCUGAGGACACACCAGCAUCAAACUUAUCGGAUUCAGCAUCCCUCGUGCCAAACAAGAGACAUUCGUUCUGGUUGGGCAACAAUGGACUGAAAGGCUUCCUACCCUCACAGACUCCCCCUCCUGCAUAUGACAGUGUCAUCCAUGCCUUUGAGGAGACGUGCACUUGACUCUGUCCAAGAUCAAUUGAAAAAAGGAGAACUUUCUGGGAUUACACAGGACUUUUUGACUGUGCUCUGGUCCUUCCGGACCAUUUCUGACACUUUUGAGUGUAAAGCAGUGCGCCCUUAACUGAAAAAGCACCACAAACAUCAAGUCUCCAAUCAGUAUAGUAUCAUGAGAUAAAAGAUUUAGGGGUGCAACUAACAAUAAUUUUCAUAAUCGUUUUAUUUGCAUUUUAAAUUCCCGGUUAAUCGGUUAAUUUGUUUCUAUAAAAUAUUUAAUUUAAAAAUGAUUAAAUAUUGAUGAAAAGGGAGACAAGCAGCCACUCCUAAAACUGGAGAAGAUGUAACAAGCAGUUGUUUUGCUUGAAAAUGACUCAAACGUUUAUUCAAUUGUAUGACUAAUCAUUGCAGUUCUAAUAGUUGUUUGUAUCUUUUCAUGUGAAGAGAGUCUGAGGGUAAAUUUUCCUUUUUACUACACACACACAAACACACAAACACACACACACACUCACACACACACAAGAAGAUGAGGGAAACACUGUGUGCUAUGGAUAGUUACAUUAUCUAAUAUCAAAAUAAAGACUAAAUGAUGAUGAUUUGAUUUCAGUG